This is a messenger RNA of Trichogramma pretiosum, 1157 nucleotides long. RefSeq names its product pyridoxine-5'-phosphate oxidase. Gene Ontology annotation, molecular function: FMN binding; pyridoxamine phosphate oxidase activity. The transcript is spliced from 5 exons. Lineage: Eukaryota; Metazoa; Arthropoda; Insecta; Hymenoptera; Trichogrammatidae. The record is from RefSeq and is a predicted model, not a curated record. Gene Ontology annotation, biological process: pyridoxal 5'-phosphate biosynthetic process; pyridoxine biosynthetic process. Bases 58 to 927 code for a protein of 289 amino acids.
GCAGUUAAUCACUGUGUUGAUAUUCAUAAUCGCACAUUCGCGUUGCGGAGUCGUGGUAUGUUGACUGCCACUGUUGUUUGCCGGUAUUUGCAAUCGAAACCGAUUGUGUUUGGGCUUCACACUCGCAGUUUCCUUGAAUCAGUAACAAAUCAACUUCAACGACAUCGUUUCAUUUCCAUUUAUGCAAAAAUGGCCAAUACAACUGACGAUGCUAAAGAGCAAAGCAGCCGACCUUACACCGUUGAUAUUGGAGGAAUGAGAAUCCGGUAUAAGGAAAAAAGUGAAACUUUUACUGAGGAUCAUCUUGUAAGCAAGGAACCUUUUGGUCAAUUUAAAGCUUGGUUUGAAAUUGCUUGUGAAACACCUGGAAUUGGCGAAGCGAAUGCUAUGUUUUUAGCAACUGCUACAAAAGAUGGAAUGCCUUCUUGUAGACCUGUGUUAUUGAAGGGAUUUGGAACAGAUGGAUUCAAAUUUUAUACUAAUUACGGUAGUCGUAAAGCUAGAGAAUUAGAAGAAAAUCCAAAUGCAGCCUUAACAUUAUUUUGGGAACCUCUUCGUCGUACAGUGAGGAUAGAAGGAACAGUUGAAAAAACUUCAUCUGAAGAUUCUGAUAAUUAUUUUAAUAGUCGUCCAUAUCACGGACAAGUUGGAUCAUUGUCUAGCAGGCAAAGUACUGUAAUUCCUAACCGAGACUUCCUUAUUGAAAAAGAAAAGGAAUUACAAAAGUUGUAUCCAGAUACAGUGAAACGACCUGAUUGGUGGGGUGGAUACAUAGUUAAGCCAAAAUCUGUUGAAUUUUGGCAAGGACAGAGCGAUCGUUUGCACGACAGAAUUAAAUUUAGAAGGCAAUUACCUGGAGAAAUUGUAGAUAAUGUUUUGGUUCAUGAAGGAGUUGAUGGCUGGGUAUAUGAAAGACUUUCACCUUAAUACUUGAAUAUAUUGUGAUAAAAAUUUGUUUUGCAAACUUGAAUAUUUUAUGCAGGUCGUAAAAAAAAUUUUUUUUUAGAAUUAUAUUAUUCAUUCCAUUCAAUAACAAAAUUUUAUUGUAAUAUUAUGAAAGAGACAAUACUUGUAAAGUCUUUAACUAAGUUAUACACUGCCAUAAGUUUUAGUACUUUUUUUGUUUGUAAAAAUGUAAUAUACAGUGUUCAAAUCUA